CAGCCUCCUCCUAGCGACAACAGCAGAGCUGUCAUCAAUUAGCUUAUAACGCACAUCCCACAUCCAAAUCACAUACGCACUGAUCCUUUGCCAAGUUCAAGAUCCAAGAGUGCGCCAUGUAUUUGUGGCGCCACGCAGCUGCAUCGCUGCCACUGCUGCUGUUGUUGCUAGGCGAGUUGACCAGCGUACUGGCCUGGAUGAAGUACAACAGCUAUACGGCCACAAGCAGGAAACGCACGGAUUUGCGUAGGCGAUGUCCCAAUGUGCGCGCCAUAAGAAACUUUGAUCUGGAGCAAAUGAUGGGCUAUUGGCAUGUGGUGCAGUAUUAUGCAUCCACUGAGGAGCUGCCAGAGUACGCUUGCAUGCGCAGUCACUUUGCCUUCUCCAGCGAGGAUCAGCAUAUUACCAUGAACUUUAGCUACAUUUUUGCUGAGGAUCCGUUGCGCGAAAAGCUGCAGGGCAACAUUACUUGGCUAAUACCGGAUUUUGGCACACCAGCGCAUUGGAUGCACACUGAAGAUAUAUACGAGGGCAUCUAUAAUACGUAUGUGCUGGACACGGACUAUCGGAACUGGGGCCUUAUAAUGCACUGUGCCGAGAAGAAGAAGCAUCCACGCUACUUGUCUGCUUUGUUACUUUCCCGGGAGCCCACACUGGGCGAGAAUGUCAUCACAUUUUUGCGUGAAAAGUUGCCGCGCUAUGAUAUUGACUUGUCCUUUAUGUUUAGCAUUAAUCAAACGUCAUGCGACCAUCUUAUGGAGUCCAGCAAGGAUGAUCCACUUGCGUAUAUUGUAAAUAGCCAGCUGAAUUCAGGCGAUAAUUUUAAAAUUAUAAAUAAAUUAUAA
This is a messenger RNA of Drosophila busckii, 845 nucleotides long. RefSeq lists its product as uncharacterized. The record is from RefSeq and is a predicted model, not a curated record. The coding region runs from base 117 to 845 and encodes 242 amino acids. The transcript has 4 exons. Lineage: Eukaryota; Metazoa; Arthropoda; Insecta; Diptera; Drosophilidae.